This is a messenger RNA of Lactuca saligna, 2224 nucleotides long. Lineage: Eukaryota; Viridiplantae; Streptophyta; Magnoliopsida; Asterales; Asteraceae. The record is from the annotation of a GenBank genome assembly.
AUGGAUGAAUCAAUCAUAUCUGAUUAUCAAGUAGAGAAUCUUAUCAAAUUUUGUCCUACUAAACAAGAAAUGGAGCUUCUCAUGAAUUAUAGAGGCGACAGGGAGAUGCUGCACAAAUGUGAACAGUUCUUCAUGGAGCUCAUGAAGGUGCCACGUGUUGGAUCAAAAUUACGAGGUUGUCUUUCUAAAAUUCAAUUUGACAUCCAGCUGUCUGAUGUUAAGAAGAGUUUAAACACUGUAAAUUCUGCAUGUCACAAUUUUGAGGAUACAUUAAAUCAAGGAACUACAAAAUUUUCUGCAGUUGGUUUCAAGUUAGAAAGUCUUUUGAAACCACCACCACCACCACCUCCACCAUCUCCACCACUUUAUGAUGCAUGCAGACCUCCACACUCACCUACUCCUCCAGGACCACCACCACCACCCCCACCCUCUCCACAUCCUUCUUCGAAGCCGUCUCUACCUCCCCCACAUCUGUUCCUAGGACCACCAGCUCCUCCACCACCACAACGGCGUCCACCACUUCCAUGUAAAGGCUGUGCAUCUGUACCACCACCACCACCACCACCAUCUACACACCCUCCUGAAACGGCUGCAGCACCUCAAAGAUCUAUGUUAAUGCCACUCCGUUGGGACAACCUAUUCAGGGCUUCACAAGGUUCCUUGUGGGAAGAAUUGCAAUCACGUGGAGACCUCCGAAGGAGUGCAGUAGAAAUUGAUAUGUCAGAACUUGAGGCAAUGUUUUCUCUCCCACCCAUAAACCCAAAGAAAGAUACUUUUAAAGCUGAAAAACUCCAAUUGCUACAGGCUGCAGCUUUAGCUAUAGAUGAAUCAAUCUUUGAAGCUGAUCAAAUACAAAAUCUUAUCAAAUUUUGUCCUACUAAACAAGAAAUGGAGCUUCUCAAGAAUUAUACAGGUGACAAGGAUCUGCUGGAGAAAUGUAAUCAGUUCUUGCUAAAGCUCAUGAAGGUGCCACAUGUGGGAUCAAAAUUACGAGUUUUUCGAUUAAAAGUUCAAUUUGACAACCAGCUUUCUGAGUUUAAGAAGAGUUUAAACACUGUAAAUUCUGCAUGUAAUGAGAUCAAGACUUCAGUAAAAUUGAAGGAGAUUGUGAAAAGAAUUAUGUAUUUAGGGAAUACAUUAAAUCAAGAAACUGCAGGAGUUGGUUUCAGGAUAGACAGUCUUUUAAAACUCUCAGAUACAAUCUCUUCAAACAACAAAAUCACUCUAAUGCAUUACAUCUGCAAGGUUCUUGCCUCCAAAUCACCUUCCCUUAUAGAUUUCCAUUUGGAUCUUGUUAGUCUUGAGUCUGCAAAUAAGAUACAAUUUAAGUCAUUAACAGAAGAAAUGAAUGCCAUUUGUAAGGAACUGGAAAGGUUUAAAAAGGAAACAUCUGCAUCUGCAAAUGAUGUCCCUGUCUUUGAAGUUUUUCAUAAGAAAGUGAAUGAGAUCAUCAGCUUUGCUGAAUCAGAAGUGGCAUCUGUAACAAAUUUGUUCUAUGAUGUGGGUGGAAAUGCUAAUGAAAUGGCUUUAUAUAUUAGUGAAGCAUUUGGUGAAGACACUGCUUGUUCUUUUGAACAAGAAAGACAGAAGAACACAUGCAAUAUAAACUUCAAGAACAUUACGAUUAUAGAGAGGCUUGUGAAGUUUGUGAGGGUGUUUAGAGAAGCUCAUGAAGAAAACUGUAAACAGGCUGAACUAGAAAAGAUAAAAGCUCAAAAAGAGAUUGAAAUAGAGAAAGCAAUGGGUUUUAACUUAACAAAAAAAUCUUCUCUUUUUUGUUCUCCAUAGCCACAAAGUCAAAGGGUGUUGACUGAAUAACCACCUGAAAAGGGGAAAUUGAUGUGGAGCAUGAUUUGGACUUACAGACAACUAGAUUGGAAGAUGGAGAGUAACCAGAGCUGAAAAACACAUGUGGAAGUUGGAAGCUACUUGGAAUGAAGAUAAGAGGAUUGAAACGCGAAAAAGAUCCAUUACAUGACCAUGAUUCACUUUCGAGCAUCCAUGAGGGAUUUUUGAAGCUUAAAAACAACAAAAGAAGAUCAUGACUCCAUUACAUGACGUGUUUUGCACCCGAAGCCUUAAUAGGAUUUCAUUCCAUGCGACUUUCAAGACGAAUUUCUAGCGCUUUAUGGCGAUUUUCGAGUUCUAAGUACCAUGAUUUGAUGUAUUCCUGUUUUUGAUAUGUUUUUAGCCAGCUCUGACUUAAAAUCUUAGACUUCCGUCU